AUGGGAGACUAUGGAGAAAACAAAGGCCCCGUUGGAGGUGUCAACCCGCCCAUCCCCUCCGUGACUACUCCUACGGGAAAUCUUAGAGGAGAUUCUAGCCUUCUCGGAGGCAACGCGGCUCGGCCUGACCCCGAGACUGGCGGCUCUGCCAAUGUCGACGACGUUACACUAGUGCCCGGCCAGGAAGCAGACGGAAAGCUCGGCUUGUAUCUCAACUUUGAUGGUGUCGAUGUCCCACAGCCGAUCCGCGGCGGACUGGGAUCCACGGAUCCGGGCCCGAGAACCUACGACUAUGAGAAGCUAAACCCCGAUCUCUUUGCCCCGCCCGGCACCGACAAGGGCGAUGUCGAGAACGCCAUGUGGCCACUGGGCCUCUCGCACAACCGCCUUGGCAGUCAAGAGGGCGCCGGAUGGGCGCGGCAGCAGAACACUAAAGUCCUUCCCGUCGCUUCUGCGAUGGCAGGUGUUGACAUGAAGCUGCAGCCUAACGCGUAUCGCGAACUUCACUGGCAUACUUCGGCUGAGUGGGCACUUAUGCUGAAGGGAUGCUGUCGCAUCGCCGCGAUGAAUGAAGAUGGAAAGACUUUCAUCGACGAUGUGUGCGAGGGUGAUGUAUGGUUCUUCCCGAAGGGCGUUCCUCAUAGCAUCCAGGCGUUCGACCAGGGCACGGAGUUCCUCCUCGUCUUCGACCAGGGAAGCUUCAGCGAAGAGAACACCUUCUUGGCCUCUGAGUUGUUCUUGAGAAACCCGUUGUCUGUACUUUCUAAGAACCUCAAGACGGAUGUUUCUGCAUUUGACAAGAUUCCCAAAGAUCAACUUUACAUCUUCAAUGGCACGCCUGCGCCAAAGGAUAUCGAGCAGCAAAACCAGACCUCUUCGGCCGGAUCGCUGACCGGUGCUGAAUCAUACACCUACCACUGGUCGCAGCAGAAGCCCUUCCAAGUCCCCGGCGGAUCAGUCAAGAUCCUCGACCCGCAAACUUUCCCCAUCGCGGAGAACUUCUCGGCUGCCCUUGUCGUCGUCCAGCCCGGCGCCAUGCGCGAGAUCCACUGGCACACCACCAGCGACGAGUGGAACUACUUCCUGCAGGGUUCCGGCCGUAUCACCAUCUUUGAAGCCCCCGAAGCCUCGCGUACCUUUGACUUCACCGCUGGUGAUGUUGGCUACGUGAAAGUUGGUGACAGCCACUACAUUGAGAACACUGGCACCGAGGAUGUCAUUUUCCUUGAGGUCCUUCAGGCGCCCAAGUUCUCGGAUAUCAGUGUUGCUCAAUGGCUUGCUCUCACACCCAAGCAAGUCGUCAAAGAUACCCUCGGCCUCUCUGACGAGGUGAUUGCUGCCAUUCCCAAGGAGAAGGAGUAUAUCAAGGUUGGCAACACCAACAUGACGGCACUGGCUGAUGGUGGACGUAACUUCAAGAAGUUUAAGGCCUAG
Colletotrichum godetiae is the source of this 1434-nucleotide messenger RNA. Its product is annotated as oxalate decarboxylase family bicupin. Gene Ontology annotation, biological process: oxalate metabolic process. Gene Ontology annotation, cellular component: outer membrane-bounded periplasmic space. The coding region runs from base 1 to 1434 and encodes 477 amino acids. The transcript is spliced from 4 exons. NCBI's taxonomy places the organism in Eukaryota, Fungi, Ascomycota, Sordariomycetes, Glomerellales, Glomerellaceae. The record is from RefSeq and is a predicted model, not a curated record.